AUGGAGUGUUUGGGGAAUAAGGGGAGCACAGUGAGGCUGGGGGGCAAGGAGGCUGCCCCGCGGUGGCACCCGGUGCUGCUGGCGCUGGUGGGGCCGGCGGCGGCCGGGGACCCCGCCGGGGCCCGCAAUGACCGGGCGGUGGCCGCCCUGCUGGGGCUCCUGCUGUGCCUGGCGCUGGGGCUGGCGCUGGCCUGGCACCACCUGUGCCGCCUCUCCGCCGGCCGCUACCACCCCCGGCCCUUGGGCCACCGGGCGCUGGAGCUACUGCGGGGACAAUGGCACCGGCUGCGCUCACCGGAGGACCCCGCCGCGGCCCUCGGGGACGGCGACGGGGAGGUGGCCGUGCGGGACGAGGCGGAAGAGCUGAUGCCCUGGAGUCUGGAGCGGCGACCAGAGCAGGACGAGGAGGAUGAGCAGGAGGAGGAUGAGGAUGAGCAUGAGGAGGAUGAGGCCGAGGCAGCGCCGGAGGGCGGGGAGAGCCCCCUGAGUGAGGGGGAGGCAAAGGGCGGCAGCGCCGAGGCCCUGCUCAGUGACCUGCACGCCUUCUCGGGGACGGCGGCCUGGGGGGACGAUGUGCGGCCACACGGCACCGCCUUGUGACAUCAUCGUCCUGGUGUCACCACCCUUGGAUGUCACCUCCCUGUAGUAUCACCUCCUUGCAGUGUCACCUCCCUGUAGUGUUGCCACCCUGUAGUGUCACCUCCCUGUAGUGUCACCGCCUUGUAAUGUCGCCUCCCUGCAGUGUCAUUGCCCUGUAAUGUCAUCUCCCUGUAGUGUCACCUCCUUGUAAUGU
This is a messenger RNA of Hirundo rustica (Barn swallow), 793 nucleotides long. It is a transcript of the gene PTPRCAP, whose product is annotated as protein tyrosine phosphatase receptor type C associated protein. The record is from RefSeq and is a predicted model, not a curated record. Bases 1 to 600 code for a protein of 199 amino acids. The transcript has 2 exons. NCBI's taxonomy places the organism in Eukaryota, Metazoa, Chordata, Aves, Passeriformes, Hirundinidae. Gene Ontology annotation, cellular component: plasma membrane.